UGUUUCCACACGAGCCCUUUACGUCGGACUUCUGAGGGUAUGCAUGGGGCGAUGUCAUAUAUAAGAAAAACAGAGCUGUGGCGAUCAAACAUGUGGAUCGGAAAACGCCUCCUGUCAUCCGUUCUCCUCAAAGGGCAUUACAGUCUGUUUUGUCGCUCCCCGAGCUCCUUGCCUGAAUAUGAGCUUAGAUUUUUGCACUGCACCUGUUGUAGAAGGAGCAGAAUCGCGAUCUCUGGGCUGGACACCCUGGAUGCAUCUGUUUCCUCUGAAUUAUGCCAAGAAAAGGACAAACCCAUGGACUCAUGUUAUACUGCAGCGCAGCGUGCUGUCAUCCUCCAGCGCCUCAAUACAGCCACAGAGUCAGAACUGGAACAGGUCAAAUUGCUACGAGGACGGAAAGCUGUUAACAUUGUCAAAUACAGAACCGCACAUGGACCAUUCAACAGUCUGGAGAGUGUCAUGAAUGUGCCCUUACUGAAACACAAGAGUGCUGUCAUAGUCUUUAACUCUAUCCUUAAUCCAGCUGACAAAAAGAGGAAAAAGGGAAAAGUUCAUCUGGCCAAAUUUAUAAGACCUGAGGUUGACCGAGCUCUGUUGGAGGAUGCAAGCUCUAUAGUGUCCAUUGUUUGUGGUACUAAUAAAAUUGCAUGGACACACAUGGGUCGUGCAAGAACUGUCUUAGACUGGCAGCAAGCAGAGUGCAAGAGUUUUAUGAAAGGAAUGUACAUGGCAUCCGAUUAUUUGGAAGAUAUCUCCACUGUUAUUUCAAGCUUCCCUCCUGCCGACUUUUUUUUGGUGGAGAAGCCAAGCAUCUCUCCCCAGAAUACUUCUCUUUAUCCAGUCUUGGUCCAUCUCCGAACAGUAGAGGCCAUGCUAUUUGCUUUACUCACUCCAGCAAGGGACCCAGGAAGCCCCCCAAAAGUCCUUAAUAUGAUGCGCACAGCUGUCGGCCGUCAUUUCAACCUAAUAGUGGGAGAUUGUCGGACAAGUGGAGCUGAGAUAGUGAGGAAGAUGAUGACGGAGUCUGUGAUGAAGCAAGAUCCACGUGUUCUUUUUCCUCACGACUUGGUGUUGAAGCACAGAAAUUCCUUUCAGAUGAGCAGUAGGAACAGAGGGGAAGAGCUAUGUGACGCUCUCCUGCAAGCUGUUACAUUUUUCGAACUCCUGCGGGAGUGAAUCGCU
Onychostoma macrolepis is the source of this 1182-nucleotide messenger RNA. RefSeq names its product transcription elongation factor, mitochondrial (gene tefm). Gene Ontology annotation, cellular component: mitochondrial nucleoid. Lineage: Eukaryota; Metazoa; Chordata; Actinopteri; Cypriniformes; Cyprinidae. The record is from RefSeq and is a predicted model, not a curated record. Gene Ontology annotation, biological process: mitochondrial transcription; transcription elongation by mitochondrial RNA polymerase. Gene Ontology annotation, molecular function: DNA polymerase processivity factor activity.